CUCCGCCUCUCAAUAAGUGCGCAAUGAUGUCCGCGUGAGGGCGCAUAAAGCCAGUGGAUGGCGUCAUCCCCCUCCUUCACGUGGCUAUAAAAGCUGCUGCCAUAUGAAGUUCAGCAUUCAAACUGCCUCAGAGCGACACGGCUGCAAGAGGAGAGCAGGAGCGAAGAGAAGCUCACACAAAGUCUUUGGAGUAUGAACAGACUCACGUUUGCGGUUUUCCUUUUGGCUCUCGGGUUUCCUGUCUGCGAGGGUAACCCAUGCUGCUCAGAGCCAUGCCAGAACAGGGGCUUUUGCACAGCGCUCGGAACAGAUACUUAUGAGUGUGACUGCACACGUACUGGAUACUAUGGACAAAACUGCACGACACCUGAAUUCCUCACCUGGAUCAAAGUGUCUUUGAAGCCAUCGCCCAACACCGUCCACUACCUUCUCACCCACUUCAAAGGCUUCUGGAACAUUAUCAACAACAUCUCCUUUCUCAGAGAUGCCAUCAUGAGAUAUGUGCUGACAUCCCGAUCCCACUUGAUUGAUAGUCCUCCAACUUUCAAUGUGGAUUACGGUUACCCCAGCUGGGAAGCCUACUCCAACCUUUCCUACUAUACGCGAACCCUCCCUGCUGUGCCAAAGGAUUGCCCAACCCCCAUGGGAGUACUAGGUAAAAAGGAGCUACCCGAUGCUAAGAUUUUGGCUGAGAAGCUCCUUAUGAGAAGACAGUUUAUUCCUGACCCACAGGGGACCAGUUUGAUGUUUGCAUUCUUCGCACAGCACUUCACACACCAGUUCUUCAAAUCUGACAUGACGAAAGGACCUGCCUUCACACAAGCUAAAGGUCAUGGGGUGGACCUCAGCCACAUUUACGGAGAGACCCUGGAGAGGCAACACAAACUAAGACUCUUCAAGGAUGGCAAGCUUAAAUAUCAGACUCUGGAAGGAGAGGUCUACCCCCCAACAGUAAAGGAUGUGGGUGCUGACAUGCACUACCCUCCUCACGUCCCUGACUCUCACCGCUUCGCUGUGGGCCAUGAGGCAUUUGGCCUGGUCCCUGGUCUGAUGAUGUACGCCACCAUCUGGCUCCGUGAACACAACAGAGUAUGUGACGUGUUGAAGGAAGUUCACCCUGACUGGGACGACGAAAGGCUCUUUCAGACCACACGACUCAUUCUGAUCGGAGAGACCAUCAAGAUUGUGAUUGAGGACUACGUGCAGCACCUGAGCGGCUAUCACUUCAAGCUCAAGUUUGAUCCUGAGCUGCUGUUCAACCAGCGCUUCCAGUACCAGAACCGCAUUGCAUCUGAGUUCAACACCCUGUACCACUGGCACCCACUGAUGCCUGAUUCUUUCCACAUUGAGGAGAAAGAAUACAACUAUAAACAGUUUGUCUUCAACACCUCUGUAGUAACUGAGCACGGCAUCAACAACCUGGUGGAGUCGUUUACUAAGCAGAUUGCUGGACGGGUUGCAGGUGGCCGAAAUGUCCCAGGACCUAUUAUGUACGUGGCCAUUAAAUCCAUAGAGAACAGCAGAGAAAUGCGCUACCAGUCUCUGAACGCUUACAGGAAACGAUUCUCCAUGAAGCCCUACAGCUCUUUUGAAGACUUGACAGGAGAGAAAGAAAUGGCUGCAUUGCUGGAGGAGAUGUACGGACACGUUGACGCUGUGGAGCUCUACCCAGGCCUGCUGGUGGAGAAACCUAGGGAAAACGCCAUCUUUGGAGAGACCAUGGUGGAGAUGGGGGCCCCUUUCUCCCUCAAGGGCUUAUUGGGAAACCCCAUCUGCUCCCCGCAGUACUGGAAGCCCAGCACCUUCGGGGGCAGCGUUGGCUUCGACAUUAUCAACACCGCUUCCCUACAGAAGCUUGUCUGCAACAACGUACGGGGCCCCUGCCCUGUGGCGUCCUUUCAUGUGCCUGAUGUUAAAGAGACGGGGUCCAUGAUCAUCAACUCAAGCACAUCCCACUCACGCAGCAGUGACAUCAACCCAACAGUCAUUUUGAAAGAAAGGACUACUGAGCUCUAAGUUGUUGUUUUUUUGGGGGGGUUUUAUACUUGUUUUUUUAAUAUGUAUCUAUUUAUUUAUUUAUUUAUGUUUUAUUUAUUGUUAUAUUUAUAAUGUAAACUGGCACAUGUUUUUAUACAAGUUUUUACAAAUAUUUUUGUGCGAUCAUUUAAAAAAAAAAACAUUCUGUGGUUUAUUUAUUGAAAGAUUCAGUGUAUUAUAAAUUAUUAAAUGUUUUACUUGAAGGUUAGUUUACAGUUUCAGCUACAUUGUAGCUACACUCAUAAUUUUUCUUUAGACUAAGUGCUGCUUCUUCCAUAUAUGUUAAUGUAUUUACUUCUCUUUGACUGUUACAGCACCAUUGCAUUAAGUUUAUACUAAGUUGCAUCACUGAUGUGCCUCAAUGUUACGGACUAUUUUUUUAGUUUUAACAAUAGAGUGUCUUUACUUCCUUCUGGGUAUUACCUAUGUUCAUUUGAGAAUUCCGAGUCUAAGCUGCACAAGUUGUUUAUAAUCUUUGUACAUCUCUGUUCUGUACAAAACAGGAGGACUAUCUCCUGGACUGGAGGACUAUCUAAAAAAAUAUGAACAUGUGACAUUGAGACAGGCUUUUUUUAACAAGUUUGUUAUAAAUGCGUGAUUGAUUGUAUUGACACACAAUUUUGACACUAAUAAAUGCUAUG
Molecule: messenger RNA, 2678 nt
Organism: Thunnus maccoyii (southern bluefin tuna)
Lineage: Eukaryota; Metazoa; Chordata; Actinopteri; Scombriformes; Scombridae
Gene: ptgs2b
Product: prostaglandin-endoperoxide synthase 2b
Exons: 11
Coding region: 193-2016 (607 amino acids)
Biological process (GO): cyclooxygenase pathway; response to oxidative stress
Cellular component (GO): neuron projection; cytoplasm
Molecular function (GO): heme binding; peroxidase activity; prostaglandin-endoperoxide synthase activity
Source: RefSeq, a predicted model, not a curated record